UUGCCUGUUCCAGAGUGGUGGCUUCACUAUGUUGGCGUGGAUAAACGAAAAGUCUGCCGAUGCAGCCAUCCUGCACGACAUCGGGAGAAAACUUUCCGCCUUAUCAAAGAAUGGCCAGAACUAGAAGCAAGCUUGAAUUUUUACAUGGACCGCAUGAACUACAAGACAUGUACUAUAGCUGAGUAUAUGGACUAUCAGCUGAAACGCGAAAAGUUGUGGGAAAACGCUGGAAUAUACAUCCGCUCUUUCCACUGGGCGGAUCCUGCAAGGAUGUUCGUGUGUCGUUGUGCCGAACGUACUUGUUACAAGUACAGUAUGCUUAAGGACCCAGUACAAAUGGAGCAAUGCGCAGAAUAUUUUCUUCUUCAUCGAGAUGAAAUAACGGCAUCGCAAGAAAAGUGGGAGCGUCAUGAUGAAGAUUUGCCACCCCCUUACGCACCCAAUGCACAAUCCGAGUUGAAAUAUUCUCGUCAGCAAUACCAGCGUCCAACUCAAAAUGAACAUACUAGCAAGCCAUCUCAGAGGAUCCCUAAGCCAGAAAUGGGAAUGCGCGGCAGUGCGGAGCCACUGACACCUCGCUUCGUAGAGCCGCGCAAAGAUGGUGCAGCAAUGCAGCAAGAGUCAGAGAUGCCUCCGCAAGUUUGGAGGCAUGCCCGCCCCUCUCUAUGGAAAUAUUCUGAUGGUAACUCCUCAUCAGCAAGCACGCCCUUGGGUUCGUCGUUUUACGCUCCAUCGGAGGAACCUCGUGUACCAGCAACUGCUCCACUGGAAAACCGACCCGCUCCUUGGAAUGGUUCCGAUUCCGGCUAUUCAUCUACACAAAAACAUCAAGGACAACGAGAUGCAAGAGCUGAAGGCAUCCAUAGCCGUUCCAAAAGCUAUGAGCUAGAUCAUGACCGGGCGGAUAGUUCUUUUGACAUGCACUCAAUGCAUAGUGGCAUAGGAACUAUACCAAUUAGUAAGUCAUCCACAAGCAGCUCUCAAAGCUCCUCGAAGCUCAAGCCAACUAUGAGUAUUCCGGAUGCGCCUGAACAAGAGAAUGACGCGGAUAGUUAUACCCCUACCAUUGAUCUAUAUUUUCGCAUCGCGGACGAGGACGAAACUAACAUCAGCUCAGUGUAUAGGCAGUCCAACCCACCAUCUACUGCUAGCUCUCAAAAUUUGCCAUUCUUUUACGAAAACUACUUGAGCGACAAUAGCCACAAAGAAGCAGUCCAGAAAGAUGUUGCGGAACUAUCACCAGAGGCCUACUACUAUGGCGAUAGGUAUGCAAUUCCAACUGGUCAUGAUAACCAAAAUAAGGGAUCCAGUGGACAUAUUAGCGAGCUUUCCGCCGAGACACCCGCAGCAGAGUUAUCAGCAGAUGCGCCGCGCCAACGACACACACCGACGCUGAAUGCCCUCGAGGGUCGCGACUGGGGCACUAUUCCCGAGAUGGAGGCAAAGACAAGC
Molecule: messenger RNA, 1452 nt
Organism: Bipolaris sorokiniana ND90Pr
Lineage: Eukaryota; Fungi; Ascomycota; Dothideomycetes; Pleosporales; Pleosporaceae
Exons: 1
Source: RefSeq, a predicted model, not a curated record